CAUUAAACAAAGAUAAGCCGUAUAAUUAGGUUCAUAAGUUGUAUUUGGCGUAUGUAGUUGGAAAAUGGCAAAACUUUUACAGAGGGUUGAAACUACUUUGCGCUGCUUUUAUGUUUUCAAUUCGAAUUAUUGUAAAAAAGAAGGCGAUGAGUACAAAAAAAUACUCUACUAUAAUCCUGAGGAUAUCGAACUGAACACAAAGAUCAAGGAUGUUGGUUUAAGUGAAGCUAUUAUACAGUUUACUGGCACUUUCGUUGGUGAUGAUGACUGCAAAGCGCUACAUACACAGAAAACUACGCAGUUAUUCUAUCAACCCGAAAGAGGUUACUGGAUUGUUAUGGUUCUAAAUGUGCCAAAAGAAGUUAAAAGCAAGGAUGGUGUUGAGGUACCGGAGUAUCGUGGCACCGAAGUACAAGAUCGAAUAUAUAGGGCCGUAUUGCGUCAAUGUUACAAUAUGUUCCGACUGAGUUCGGGUACUUUCCGUUCGAAUUCAAAUGAUAGCGAUGAAGAUAAUGGGCGUGAGCAAUUAAAAGGGAGACUUUCUACAUUUUUCAAUAACUAUUUGAAAACUCUGAGGUUUCCCGUUGGAGACGUGCUCAGCUUUAUGCACUCCAUACAAUAUUUGCCUUUAGAACAAGCGUUGUUUCUUCGAGCCCAUAAUUUCAUAAACAUGAUUCGUGCAACGUUUCCUGCCUUAAAAGAGACCGUUUUACUGUAUGACGAACGAAUAAUAAGCGGUGGGCAAAUCGAUGCAAUUGAAUUGUGUAGUUUGCACCAGUAUCUUUUAACCUCAUUUAUCGAAAAAUCCGAACAUCCCAUAGGAAGUUCUCAAAAUGAGAGUCCUCUAGUAGAAAAGUUUCAAAAUGGAGUUUAUGUCACUGGCUUAGGUAGUGAAGAACACUCAACCGACUUACCUAAAAUAUAUAUCAAAGUAAGGAAAGAGCUUCAUUAUUAUUACAUAGUAAUUUUUCGAGUUUUAAGAGCAACGUUGUGUUUACUUAUAAGUGCGACGGAGGAUCCUCCAUGCAAAGAGUUUUACGAUGAACUACGGUCAUAUAUGGAACCUCAGUUAUCAAGUAUCGCAAAGGACAUAGAAGAAAAUAUCAGUAAACAAGGUCUUCGUAAAGCAAACACUUCUUCGUCGCUUUCUGCUAUAGCUCCGGCUGACGAUAAUGUGAACCCCAAAUACAUAUUCAUCAAUGAGCAAAGCUUAAAACAUCUUACUAACAUUCCCACAGAAUAUCGUAGAACAAAUAAAUCAACACACUAUCUUCCUGCAAAUGUCACUAAUCUUAUAGCAGAUCUUAUCCCCUCUGAUGAAGCCAAUUAUUUAGAGGACUCGUACUCGGAUUUAAAAGAAGUGCAAAUUAAAACUACAAAUGAUUUUUGGAUUGUACAACGAUGUUGGAAUUGGCGACGGUGCUAUGUGAUAAUACAUAACAGUAAAGCAACUUUGCUGGAUAUUACACAAGAAGCUAGGCGUGUGUUUGAUAAAGAAUUCACAGAUGAUGUAUUUUUUGACAAAUAAAAAGUAUAAUUAAAUAAAUGAAA
This is a messenger RNA of Bactrocera neohumeralis, 1551 nucleotides long. RefSeq names its product vacuolar fusion protein CCZ1 homolog (gene Ccz1). Gene Ontology annotation, biological process: vesicle-mediated transport. The coding region runs from base 65 to 1528 and encodes 487 amino acids. Gene Ontology annotation, cellular component: intracellular membrane-bounded organelle; Mon1-Ccz1 complex. NCBI's taxonomy places the organism in Eukaryota, Metazoa, Arthropoda, Insecta, Diptera, Tephritidae. The record is from RefSeq and is a predicted model, not a curated record. The transcript has 5 exons.